Messenger RNA from Oppiella nova, 706 nucleotides. The record is from the annotation of a GenBank genome assembly. NCBI's taxonomy places the organism in Eukaryota, Metazoa, Arthropoda, Arachnida, Sarcoptiformes, Oppiidae.
AUGAGUGCAGACAUGAGUGGCCGUGAGUUGAAUGGACUGACUGACGGACAGUUGAUCCACGAGAUAAUUGACGACAUGUGCGCCAUAUGUGCGCUCAAGACAUGCAAUUACGUGCCGACCGUUUGGUCCACAGAAGCCCUAUUCAACGACUUUGUCGCUCAUAUGAAGAGACUGUUGUCACAACUCAUAGACAUCCGAACCAAACAUGAGUCGUUGCAGUCGUUGCCGGAAAGGGUGCAGAAAGUGAUGAUGGAGUGCAUCGAAGUGCGAAGACCUGAAGUGAGGAAAGCCAUCAUCAAUGAGACCAUCGCUCAGCACAACCCGACCCUCAAAGACUUCUUCUGGAAACUGAAUGUCGUGUUAGACUCGGAUAAGAUGUGUGACGUUAACCAACCGCUCGUGAAUCUGGACUUAGAUAUCAGUGGCGACACGAAUGGCACCAAAACCCAGAGGAUUGUGUCCAUGGAAUUGAAUAGAGAAGAGCUGAUGAAAGUGAUUGAGACCCUCGAGGAAGGGCAGCAGGCGUUGAGGCAAUCGUAUUGAUAUCACGCCUUAAAUGGUUCCGAGUUUUUCGUUCAAAUAUUUCAUUUAUUCUCAUAUAUACUGUAAAUUGUGUUUUAAUAUAAAUUCUUACAUAUAAAUCACAUUUAAAAAUGAGUUAAUUAUUUAUUUAGAAAUAAAAGUAAAAUCAAAACCGUGUCAUAAA